This is a messenger RNA of Daphnia pulicaria, 1966 nucleotides long. RefSeq names its product putative carbonic anhydrase 3. Gene Ontology annotation, molecular function: carbonate dehydratase activity; carboxylic ester hydrolase activity; lipase activity. NCBI's taxonomy places the organism in Eukaryota, Metazoa, Arthropoda, Branchiopoda, Diplostraca, Daphniidae. The coding region runs from base 198 to 1607 and encodes 469 amino acids. The transcript has 12 exons. Gene Ontology annotation, biological process: lipid metabolic process. The record is from RefSeq and is a predicted model, not a curated record. Gene Ontology annotation, cellular component: plasma membrane.
CGCUGUUCAAUGAAAAAAUACUGAGGCAGCAAUACCUCUUUGGUUCAUCUUUUGGCUGAACCUUGUUGGUUUCAUUAUUUAUACUGACAAAUUCAGGACCUAAACCGUCAAACGACAACCGUCCGUCCUACACAUCAGAGGGCCACUCUAUACCAGUCGGCUUGAAGAGAAGAUUUGAAAAGUGAUUUUCGCUUAAGAUGAAUCAAUUGCUUUUUAUUCAGUUUGGUUUUCUUGUUCUACUUUUUAGCACAACCGAAGCCUCCAUCGAGGUUAGCAUGAAUUCAAAUGACAUGAUAAAUGGGUCUAUCUCAGAUAAAUCUACCGCUUGCUACGGUGAUUUGGGCUGUAUUAGCACCUUCAAUUUCGCUAAUCCAUUGCUAUGGCCGACUGACUUGUUGCCUGAAUCAAGGACUAAGAUUAAUACGUAUUUCACGCUCUAUACAAGAGACAUGCUGCCUAACUUACCACCGAAGUCACCUUUUAUUCGAAUAUCCGGACAAGAUCCGGAUGGAAUAAAAAGAACCUCAUUCAGCGCAACUCGUCCAACAAAGUUUUACAUCCACGGAUGGCGUGCAACCGGAAACGAAGGCCGCAUUCUUUACCAACUUAUACCCAAAUUAUUAGCAUAUGGAGAUUUCAACGUCAUCAUUGUUCAUUGGGGUGGAGGUUCAAAAGCCAGUUAUGAUCAAGCUAUUGCCAACACUCGUCUCGUUGGUUUUGAAAUUGCUUUCCUUGUCAAAACCAUGGUGGACCAACUCAAUGUCAAGCUAUCAGACAUUCAUUUGAUUGGACACAGCCUUGGAGCACAUACAGCCGGUUAUGCCGGGGAAAAAAUUGCUGACCUUGCCUUGGGCCUCGCUGGUCAAAUCACUGGUUUAGACCCUGCCGGACCAUUUUUCCGUCUAGUGCCAUUCUAUGCCCGCUUAGAUCCUAGCGAUGCCCAAUUUGUUGACGUUAUCCACACUGAUGGAGGGACCCUAGGUGCUGGUCUAAUGGAACCUUUGGGACAUCUGGACUUUUAUCCUAAUGGAGGAAUGCGUCAGCCCGGUUGUAAUCCUUCCAACUGGCCAUCCAUCCUAGCGGAUCCUACCGCGAUUCUGUCAGAUGUCAUCGCUUGCGAUCACACUCGAGCCAUUUACCUUUUCAUCGAUUCGCUCAUUCCUGUCAUCAACUGUAAAACCAUAGGAUACAAAUGUACCGACUAUGACUCAUUCAACAAAGGCAAAUGCGACACUUGUGGCUCGGACAGCACGCAAUGUGCACCGUUUGGCUUAGAAGCAAAAAAACUACCGACAAACGUCAAACUUUACUUCAACACUGGCGGAAAUGUUCCAUACUGCAGAUCGCAUUAUGCAGUCAGCGUUGAUUUGGCAAAGCCAUCCGAUGCUAAACCGACAGUUUACGGAGACCUGAGAUUAGUUAGCGCCUUACCAGAAGACACACUGUCGUUCCGGAAUUUGCAGCAUGGAAUGAUUCACAAAUUCCUCUUUACUCUCUCUCCAACAGCGAUUGCUGUUAACACAAUCGAUGCUCAUUGGACUUAUAAUGUUUUAGCGGGCGGUCCGUUAGAUUGCCCUUUUGGGGGGGAUUUGGGAGUUUUUGUGUAAUACGAAGCUGUACGCCAACAGCAUCACCAUUUCAGCGCUAAACAACUACCCUGAAUCAAAUAGGAUCGCCAACACUUUCAAAAACUGUCCUCUGCAGAAACCUUAUGGUGUCAUCAAGUCUGGAUCUUUUUUGGGUUUUUCUGUAAGCAAGUGUUAAUGAAUAUUCCAGAUAAAUCAACAGUCAAAUUUUGGACUCGGGGAACUUGAACGUAGGCCUAAUUUAUUGACCAACUAGUGGUUUAUUAUUUUUGCAAGUCGGUGGUGGUAUUUGGUAUAUGGUCAAUGGUGUCCUAUUUCACACUUCAUUUCAAGCUUCAGUUAUUAACUUCUUUCAUGGAAAUACAUAAGCUAUAAUUGCA